Messenger RNA from Penicillium mononematosum, 2412 nucleotides. Its product is annotated as SLM1 family PH domain-containing protein. Bases 1 to 2412 code for a protein of 803 amino acids. The record is from RefSeq and is a predicted model, not a curated record. NCBI's taxonomy places the organism in Eukaryota, Fungi, Ascomycota, Eurotiomycetes, Eurotiales, Aspergillaceae. The transcript has 5 exons.
AUGGCGAUGGCCGCGCGGCCACAGACGCCCUCACAGGAUGCAUACAUGGUCCCGCACCCCAACGAUCCGGGGGCUUUGAGUCGCGGGUACGGCCCGCGCUCUACCUUGUCACGACCGAAUUCCUUCGCCGGCACAUCAGCAUACUACAGCUCCGGCGCCCUCGAGUCGUCGCAGGUUCCCCACAACCCCCGGUUCAAAGAGGACUUCGAUACCGCCAGUCACCGCAGCUCGGUGUUUGACGGCCCGGCUGGAAUGCAGAGGUCUGCCUCCACCAUGUCGCACGUGCGCUCCCCAACCCCAUCCCGUUCGGGUACCUUGCGGAAGAAGGCCUCGCUGAGCAAGAAGGGGAGCUUGCGGCGCAAUGGGAGCCGGAGAAGCAUGCGCGCAGGAAGUGUGAGGAGUCUGAGCUUGGGUGAUCGCGAAAAGUACCACACCGAGGGUUCGAACGAUCUCAGCAGUGCUUUCGUGACUCCGGUCCCUACAAAUGGCAACCCGACCGAGGUACUGGCAAAUCGGUUUGGAGCUUGGCGCAAGCUCCUGAAGGACUUGAUUCUAUUCUUUAAGGAGGUCCAGAAAUCAUACGAAACUAGAGCGAAGCUGUUCCUUUCCGCCUCGAGUGUCGUUAAUAACCAGACCCUUCCACCGGGUUUGCUUCAGUCGGGUGGUCUGGCCGAUGCGACGGAGAUCCUCCAGAAUUUCCACCGACAGGGUUAUACCGAGGCCAAUAAAGCUGUUGAAGUGGAGGUCGAGGUCAUCAGUCAAUUGACUGGCCUCCGCAGCGAUCUCCAGAAGAAGACUAAGGAGAUCAAGAGUCUUUCGGGCGAUUUCAAGAAUACCGUCGACAAGGAGAUCGACGGCACGCGCAGAUCUGUACGAAACUUGCAUGAGGCUCUUGGGCUUGUCGAUACCGAUGCCUCUGCGACAUCAGGCAAAGGUGAUCCAUUCAUCCUGCGCCUGCACGUGGAGAAACAGGUCGAGAAACAGAUUGAGGAGGAGAACUACUUGCAUCGGGCAUUCUUGAACCUGGAGAACUCUGGUCGUGAACUGGAGGGGAUUGUAGUGAGCGAGAUCCAGAAAGCAUACAAUGCUUAUGCUAGUAUCCUCCGACGCGAAGCUAAUGAAGCUCUUGACACUGUUGAGAAGCUUCAGGCGGGUCCGAUCUCCAUGCCCCAGGAUCACGAGUGGAACCAGUUUGUCGCCGACACAGAUGAGCUCGUUGACCCCGGAUUCCUCUCCGGGAUGGCUGGGAUGUUGGAGCGCAAGAGCAAGUAUCUCAAGAGUUAUACUCCUGGCUGGUAUGUUUUGUCGCCGACGCAUCUGCACGAGUUCAAGUCGGCGGAUCGUGUGGCAUGGCAGACGCCUGUUAUGUCGCUUUAUCUGCCAGAGCAGAAACUCGGCUCCCACUCGCAGGAAGAUUCAAGCUCCCACAAGUUCAUGCUGAAGGGUCGACAGACCGGCGCAAUGCACCGAGGCCAUUCGUGGGUCUUCCGCGCCGAAUCUCACGAAACCAUGAUGUCCUGGUAUGAAGACAUCGAGGGCUUGAGCAACAUGACGGGGGAAGCACGAAAUGCCUUCGUCCGACAGCACGUCCGCAGCGUGAGUGGAAAGUCGACGAACAAUGAGGUAAUGGAAGAUGACGAAGCCGACCGCACUCCAUACUCCGCGGGGUCUGCGGUCAUGGCUCAAGACCGACCCACAUCCUCUCGCCAAGCUGGAGGGGCGUUUCCCAGCGACGUCCAACUUGACCGGAACCUCCAGGCGCCCUUGUCACCUUCCAGCGGGGACAGCUCCGCUGGCAAAGACAUGUUAGGAGCUACUGGGUCCUUCCCUGACGGGUCCAGUGCAGUUGAUGACAACUUGCGACCAGUAGCUAGCCGCGAGGGAGACAGUUCCUACCAAAGCUACGGGUCCAACGAAGGGGCCAAUGAAAAGUCCCGCCCUAAAGCUACCCAACAUGAUAGCUACUACGGCGACUGGAUCGGCCCGUCCGUGAUAGUGGCCAAGCAGAGGCAGAGCCAGCAGCUGGAAAACUCGAACCAGGAUGACCGCGAGAUCCGGUCUGAUGGGGACCAGGCUUCCCUCGCUGCCAUCGCGGGUGUCGGUAUUGCUGAUCGUCGCGAUCACUCGGCUCCUGCCCAGAUUGAUCGCCGGGAGAGUGUCUCUACGGCGCCUACGAACACUAAUGCGACUGAGUUCACAAACAAUACCAAUCCUACCUCGGUAGAUGAUCAGGAGCUCGAGCUCCCUAAGACCCAGACCCAUGGCCUUGGGAAUGGUUCUAUCAACCAAGGUCCUGAGUCAGACAGUGCAGCCAAGGUUCCGUCCGAUUUGCUGCGUUCCAAUACAGACAACACUGUUGCCCUGGACAUGAAGAUGCCUGGCCGUUAUCCUCGUACCAAUGUGGCUGCAUAG